CGGGCGUGGAGCGCGGCUGGGAAAGCUGCUGCCUCCGGCCCUGCCCGGCUACCUCCGCCGCGGCCGGUGGCUAUGGAGCUGGAGGGCACCAGACCUGGGGCGACAGAGCAUCUACGACUCCGGCCGCCCAUGUCCUGGCUGCUGCUGCUGCCUCUCCUGCUGCUACUGCUGCUGCCGGGCCCAGCGGCCUCCCAGCUACGAUACUCGGUGCCGGAGGAACAGGCACCCGGCGCUCUUGUGGGCAACGUGGCUAACGCGCUGGGGCUGGAGCUGCGGCGUUUGGGGCCGGGCUGCCUGCGCAUCAACCAUCUGGGUGCGCCGAGUCCGCGCUACCUGGAGCUGGACCUGACAAGUGGAGCGCUCUUCGUCAACGAGCGCAUUGACCGGGAGGCGCUGUGUGAGCAGCGGCCUCGCUGCCUGCUCAGCUUGGAAGUGCUGGCGCACAGCCCCGUGGCGGUGAGUGCCGUAGAGGUGGAGGUACUGGACAUCAACGACAAUUCGCCGCGCUUCCCGCGGCCGGAUUACCAGCUUCAGGUAAGCGAAUCGGUGGCUCCUGGAGCGCGCUUUCACAUUGAGAGCGCGCAGGACCCCGACGUGGGCGCCAACUCGGUGCAGACUUACGAGCUCAGCCCCAGCGAGCACUUCGAGCUGGACCUUAAACCCCUGCAGGAGAACAGUAAGGUGCUGGAGCUGGUGCUGCGGAAGGGCCUGGACCGCGAGCAGGCAGUCUUGCACCACCUGGUUCUCACAGCGGUGGACGGAGGCAGCCCAGCCCGCUCGGGCACGGCACAGAUCUCUGUGCGUGUCCUGGACACUAACGACAAUUCUCCCACCUUCGACCAGAACACUUACCGUGUCCAGCUUCGGGAGGACGCUCCUCCGGGCACAUUGGUGGUGAAGCUGAAUGCCUCGGACCCGGAUGAGGGCUCCAAUGGCGAGCUCAGGUACUCAUUGAGCAGCUACACGUCGGACCGGGAGAGGCAGCUCUUCAGCAUCGAUGCCAGCACUGGGGAAGUGCGGGUAAGUGGAGCACUGGAUUAUGAGGAGGCCUCUUCCUACCAGAUCUAUGUGCAGGCUACUGAUCAGGGUCCAGUGCCCAUGGUGGGUCACUGCAAGGUGCUGGUGGACAUCGUGGAUGUGAAUGAUAAUGCACCAGAGGUGGUACUCACGGACCUGUACAGCCCAGUGCCUGAGGAUGCUGCAUUGAAUACUGUUGUGGCCCUUCUCAGUGUCAAUGACCAAGACUCAGGCCCCAACCGGAAAGUGAGCCUGGGCCUGGAGGCCUCACUCCCUUUCCGGCUGAAUGGCUUUGGAAACUCCUACACACUGGUGGUGAAUGGUCCGCUGGACAGGGAGCGGGUAGCUGCCUACAACAUCACAGUGACAGCCACUGAUGGGGGAGUGCCACAGCUCACAUCCCAGCGGACACUGCAGGUUGAGAUCUCUGACAUCAAUGACAACCCACCAAGCUUCCUAAAGGACUCCUACAACAUCUACAUCCAGGAGAACAAUUUGCCGGGGGUGUUGCUCUGCACUGUGCAAGCCACAGACCCAGAUGAAAAGGAGAAUGCAGAGGUGACCUACUCCCUCCUGGAGAAGGAGGUUCAAGGGCUGCCAGUCACCUCCUAUGUCUCCGUUAACAGUGCCAGUGGCAGCCUUUAUGCUGUCAACUCCUUUGACUAUGAGAAGUUUCGGGAGUUCUUUGUGACUGUGGAGGCCCAGGACAAGGGGAGUCCACCGCUGAGCAGCACUGUGACCGCCAAUGUGUAUGUGGUGGACAUGAAUGACCAUGCCCCUCACAUCCUAUACCCUACCUCAACUAAUUCGUCAGCAGCCAUUGAGAUGGUGCCUCGAACUGCCCCUGCUGGCUAUCUGGUCACCAAAGUCAUAGCCAUGGACUCAGACUCUGGGCAAAAUGCUUGGCUCUUUUACCACAUGGCUCAGACUUCUGACUUGGACCUCUUUAAAGUAGAGCUACACACAGGAGAAAUUAGGACUACCAGGAAGAUGGGAGAUGAGAGUGGAACCACUUUCAACCUGACCGUGGUGGUUCGAGACAAUGGAGAGCCAUCACUGUCAGCCUCUGUGGCCAUUACAGUAGCUGUGGUGGAUAGGGUUUCCAAAAUCCUCCCUGAUACUCAGAGACACGUGAAGGGUCCUCGGACAUACUCUGAAAUUACACUUUAUCUAAUAAUAGCAUUAAGCACAGUGUCUUUUAUAUUUCUUUUGACAAUCAUUGUUUUGAGCAUCAUCAAGUGCUACCACUAUACUGCAUAUGGAACCGCGUGCUGUGGGGGCUUCUGUGGAGUGAGGGAGCGGUGCCCUGCUGAACUAAACAAACAGGCCAAUAACAAUAUUGAUGCCAGGUUACCGCACGGCCUCAAAGUGCAGCCUCACUUCAUUGAAGUGCGAGGGAACGGCUCCCUCACCAAGACCUACUGCUACAAGGCCUGUCUGACAGCAGGCUCAGGGAGUGACACUUUCAUGUUUUAUAACACAGGGGCACAGACAGGACUGGGGCCUGGGGGAGCCCAGGCGACAGCGAGUGACAGCAGGCACCUCACAGGCCAAAGUGGGCAGAGUGCCGGGAACCUGAUCAUUCUCAAAAAUGAUGCCAUUCCUCAAAACGAGCCACGACAGCCCAACCCAGACUGGCGUUACUCUGCUUCCCUAAGAGCAGGAAUGCACAGCUCUGUGCACCUAGAGGAGGCUGGCAUUCUACGGGCUGGGCCAGGAGGGCCUGAUCAGCAGUGGCCAACGGUAUCCAGUGCAACACCAGAACCAGAGGCAGGAGAAGUGUCCCCUCCAGUGGGUGCUGGUGUCAACAGCAACAGCUGGACCUUUAAAUACGGACCAGGCAACCCCAAACAAUCUGGUCCCGAACCUAAAAAGCAGACCCAAGUUUCCUUUCUCCUCCGCCGCAAAGGAGAAGCUUCCCAGCCCCGCCAGUGAGAGGUUGGACUCUCUGCCCUGUGCUCCGGGGAUCCUGUCUUGAUGACACUUGCAGGGCAGGCUCAAAGGUUUUGAGAUUGAGCAGCUUGGGUGUCUGUGGCCACUGGGUUUGUGUGGUUACCGUGGGCGUGUGAGUGCCAGACAUUGGCUGGGAUGGGCCAGAUGAGACUAGUUGGUGCAAGGAGGGCUGGGAAACAAAGGCAAAGAAACAGUGGGAGUUGCCAAUCCAGGGGGAACGUGAACUAAAAGGGACCAGACUUUCUAAAUCUUACAACUCAAGAGGCAGUGGCCACCCUCUCGCAGACAAAACCACCCCUGCCGACAAGGCUUUGGGCAUCCUCAAGUCUGUUGGCUGUGGUGUCAUUAUCCCUAAAACCUGCAUUACACCUACAAGCCAACAGUUCAGUGUUGAACGGGGCCAACCAGGGCACCAGAGGCAGAUCUGAUGUGUUUGCUGUGCGUCCUUGUGCUCACUUUAUCAAAAAUUCUUUUGCACACAAUGUUUAUGAAAAGGCUAGAUCCUUUUCCAACACAUAUGCAAAAGCAGAAGCGAAAGAAAACCCCAACACCUCACUUUAUGCUGUUUGUUGUUUGAUAGAUUUAUUUAAAAAAGAGAAAAUCUAUGACUAUAAAUCUUUAAAGAGAAAUAUGAUGAGUCCCCCCUCAACUCCUCAAAAGAGAAUCCAGUCUACAGCCAUUUAAAUGAUCAUUGCUGCUACAGAAGUGCUUUAAGAGAAUUGCCUGAAACAUCUGUAUUAUACCGGCCACCUGCCAAUCACAGCUUUACUCUUUCAGGUCACUCUGGGGCUGCCUCUUGCAUGUAUUAAUUACUAAAUAAAAGGAUCUUUCUCUGUCUCUUUUCUAAGAAACAAUUAUGUGCACUUUGAAUACACAGUACCUUCUCUAGCCAACUAUAUCAAGACCCCGAAAUUGAAGAAAAAUAAUUGUUUUCUCAUACACACAGUGAGCCGACUUUUCAAUCCUCGAAUUCUGUGAUUUGUCUUGGUGUGCCAGCCCACACCUUCUCUUUGGUUUAGUUUUCCUUUUUUAGAACACUCUGAAUUGCUAAUCUUGCUGACACCUAUGAUGUUACCUGAAAUCAAUCUCCCAUAUGUAUGCUGUAUGCUAUUAUAAGACUCCUGAAAUAUACUUACUCCGUGCUUGUGUAUGUGAAUGUUAAUGCAACUAUACCUAGAGUGAACUUUAAGCUUUAUUGUUGAAUGUAAUUCCAUUAUAUUUCCUUUUGUACACCUGUGAAAAAGUGGAGUAGUGUUUUUUUAACCAUUGUUAAUCAGCUUUUGUGUAUGAAAGACACAGUAAAAUUUCUUUCUUAAAUCAA
Molecule: messenger RNA, 4291 nt
Organism: Lynx canadensis (Canada lynx)
Lineage: Eukaryota; Metazoa; Chordata; Mammalia; Carnivora; Felidae
Product: protocadherin alpha-C2
Exons: 5
Coding region: 73-2952 (959 amino acids)
Biological process (GO): homophilic cell-cell adhesion
Cellular component (GO): plasma membrane
Molecular function (GO): calcium ion binding
Source: RefSeq, a predicted model, not a curated record